AUGACAUCCAAAUCUAAGCUCUCAAAUCUAUUCAAAGGAAAGAGUGUUCCAAAUCUACCUUCCUAUAGUUCACCUUGGAAUAAAAAUGAUGAGAAGUUAUGGAACGCCAUUAAACAACAAAAUGCGAAGCAAGUGAAAUCCAUUUUGUCUAAAUCAGCAAUCAUGCCAACAAAGCUGGGGCCUCAGGGAAAAUCAGUGUUUCAUCUUGCAUGUGAAGUUGGAAAUGAGCAGAUUGUAGAUGCCAUUCUUGCAGUAACACAAGAUGUCAAUGAUCCCACAAUUCAAGGUGUAACAGCACUUCAGCGAGCAGCAGCUAAAGGUCACACAAAUACAGUGAACAAAUUAUUAAAGAAAGAGGCUAAUGUUGAUCAGAGAGAUUGUAAUAGCAUGACCGCACUUCAUCAUGCAUGUUUUGGGCAGAACCAGGAUUGUGUGAAACUGCUUUUGCUGAAGAAUGCAGACCCUAAUGUUGUUGACCAGAGUGGCAAAACGCCUCUGUUUUUUGCUACCCAUCAGGGACUGUUUGACACUUCAAGAUGGCUGCUAGACAAGGGUGCUGAUAUAAACUGUCAAGACAAAGAUAAUGUCACACCACUGAUGUUAGCAGCAAAGGAGGGUCACAGAAAUAUUUGUGAGCUUUUGUUAACAAGAGGAGCUAAUACAGAGCUAACUGAUCGAUAUGGCAGAACUGCUUUGGAUCUGGCCGUAUCUUCCAAACAUUUAGAAUUGCAGGAGGUGUUU
Molecule: messenger RNA, 741 nt
Organism: Candidula unifasciata
Lineage: Eukaryota; Metazoa; Mollusca; Gastropoda; Stylommatophora; Geomitridae
Source: the annotation of a GenBank genome assembly